Chaetomium strumarium is the source of this 2263-nucleotide messenger RNA. RefSeq names its product heterokaryon incompatibility protein-domain-containing protein. NCBI's taxonomy places the organism in Eukaryota, Fungi, Ascomycota, Sordariomycetes, Sordariales, Chaetomiaceae. The coding region runs from base 61 to 2166 and encodes 701 amino acids. The transcript has a single exon. The record is from RefSeq and is a predicted model, not a curated record.
CCACCUCAGGCUGUCUUCUGUUGUUAACCUUUAUGCGGCUCACUCUCGCACCUCGCCGCCAUGGACAGCAAAGCAUCAACCUCUUUGGCAAAGUUGCAGAUUUCAAGUUGUGAACCAGACCCGCAAGCGAGCCGCGCAACCACACCUCCCUCCUCCGCAACGCAGGCUGGCCAUCGCUCGGGCCAAUGUUGCCAGCAAUGCGAGGCUCUGAUCCGUGUCAUACGUCGGCCGGCCGGGCCCAGGCGUAAAGUCAACAUAAACGGCAAUCUUGCUGAUGUCUUUUACGGCCGCGAAGACAUUGAGGAGUCGAUCCGAGGUGGUUGUCCGACCUGUCGCAUCUUCUUAGAGGCUGUCCUUCAUUUCUCUCGACACAGAAACGGCUGGAAACCCCCCGAGAGCAUCCGCGUUAAUUGGGCGCCCCGACGAUCAUUCCACUCGUUCCGGCUUACAGUCCAGGCUUUCGGUGACUGGAGCUCCAAGCCGGGCGCCACGGUCGAGCUCCACGCUCCUGAGGAUGUCAACUUGUGUGACUGGCCGCUUAGACCACCGCCCUUCAGCACUUCGACCGCCGCAAAACUUGCCCAGAUUGACAAGUGGCUUCAGCAGUGCCGCAAGAGCCACGUCCACUGCCGUCUUGGCGACGGUGAUGACUCUAGGGAACAGGCAACACCACUGCCAAAGCGCGUGCUUGACAUCUCGUCCCCCGAUGGAGAGAUACGCCUCCACGAGCCACAGGGCACUACCAGCACCGGGCGUUACAUCUGCCUCAGUCAUUGCUGGGGCGAUUCCCAGCCGCUCACAACAAGUCGCUCAACACUCGAGAGCCGGAAACGCGCCAUCCCUUGGGAUACGAUUCCUCCGUCCUUCCAGGACGUCGUUACCAUCACCAGAAAGCUCGGAGUACGUUUUCUUUGGAUCGACAGUCUCUGUAUCAUUCAGGACGACCACAAAGACUGGGCCGAGCAGGCGCCAGCCAUGUGCGCCAUCUACCGCGGCGCCUUCCUGACCAUCGCCGCCACGAGAUGCGAGGGUUGUCACGAUCGCCUCCUUCCUACUCUCGAUCAGCGCCUGUGCGGGACCGACGAGAAGGGAAACCCCCUGGAAGUCGUUCUCCGCGUGGCAUGUCCUCACCUUCGUCACUGGGGCACGGAAUCGGCCUAUUCGUUUCUAGAGCGAGCGUGGAUCUUCCAGGAGCGCUUGCUUUCCAGGAGAGUAGUGCACUUUGGCUUCGAUGAAGUGUUCUGGGAGUGCAUGGAAAGCACCAGCUGUCAGUGUGAUCCUGAGGACGUAUAUGACAUCAAUUUGACGCUACCCAUUAAGUCGAUUCGCUACAGGCAAUCCAACCCUGACGCGGCGGACUCGACAUUGAAGUCCCAGUGGCGAAUCUGGCACGAGAUUGUCGACUUCUACACGCAUCUCCAGCUCACGUACGCUACGGAUCGGCCAGCUGCUAUCCUGGGUUUAGCAAGGGAGAUGGAGCCCCUUCGGAAAGGGCUUUACAUGGCGGGAGUCUGGGAGGAUAACCUGCCCGCUGAUCUCGCGUGGUAUGUUGAUAAGUACCAUGGAAGGUUCAGCAGCAGCAGCAGCAGCCGGUGUCGACCAACAUGGUCCUGGACAUCAAUCAGUUUCCCGUGUUACUACUCACCCUCAUGGGUCGAUGGCGCCGUCGAGGUAGUCGUCAUUGAGUCCCCAGCUCCGCCCGCCAGCAAACCGCACACACAGCAUACCAAUAGCAAGAAGUCACUUGGUGCCAUUACCCUGAGGGGAAGGGUUUUUACGGGCACCUCGGAUACUACAAUGAAUGAUCAGGACAUUUCGGGAAAGGGACCAACGCCGGGACACACCUGGCUGCGCAGGUCCUUCGCAUGCGGUAGUUUCAGUCGAAGAGGAAGGAGAGCAUUUUACAGCCCGGACAUUCCAUUUAACACGCCUUUCCCUCCGGAUGGCCAGCAGGUCUUCUGCCUCGCGAUCGGCUUUGACGCAACAAAGACCCAACAUUUUGACGUGGGCCUCGUACUCCAAUGCGUGGAUGAGGGCGAGCAGCUCUAUGAGCGCCUCGGGAUUGUCCGGGUCGAGGGAGGUGGUGCUGACCCAAAGGAAAGAAGGCCGGGUGGUGGCUUCGACGGCUUUCAUGGGUUGGAGAUCAAGACCAUCACGCUCAUUUGAAGAAGUGUGGAUCACAGUCGGCGGACGCAAAGAUUGCUUAGCACUUAGUAACUUCUACUGAAGCACUCUUUCGAGAAUCGAAGAAGUAUCAAUCGCA